Molecule: messenger RNA, 1734 nt
Organism: Exophiala dermatitidis NIH/UT8656
Lineage: Eukaryota; Fungi; Ascomycota; Eurotiomycetes; Chaetothyriales; Herpotrichiellaceae
Exons: 1
Coding region: 1-1734 (577 amino acids)
Biological process (GO): peptidyl-L-cysteine S-palmitoylation; protein targeting to membrane
Cellular component (GO): Golgi apparatus; endoplasmic reticulum
Molecular function (GO): protein-cysteine S-palmitoyltransferase activity
Source: RefSeq, a predicted model, not a curated record
AUGAAAGUGAUGCGCCCAGGGGAAGCCAACAAGAGAGGGAACGUUGUGACUGCGCGAAUCGUGCCAGCUCUAUUACUAGGCAUCAUCGGGUACUCAUCAUGGGUGGUUACCAAGCACGUCUGCAUCGACUAUCUGCUCCAUCCGCCGCGAGCAUCAACAUCGGCAGCAGAAACAUCUAUAACCGACCUCCCUCCAGUCCACCAUCGGCAGACUGGAGCCGCCAUUGCCAUCCUCAUCAUAUUCUAUUUGUUACUACUCAUCACGUUGACAUGUUUCGGUCGGCUCCUUUAUACGAUCGUGACGGACCCAGGAUUCGUGCCCCGCGGACCACAAUGGUACAUUGAAAAGGAGCGCAAAAAGCAGAACAGAGCGAGCGCGCAACACUCGACUGCUAGGCAUAAGGAGGAGGCAUUCGAGUACGGCGCGACCACCACCGAAGGUUAUACGCCGCGACUACGACGACAUGGCGACAACCGUCAUAGGGAAUACGAUGCAGAGAAGGGAGUUGGGGGUGGGGGUGGGGGUUAUCUUCCCGAAGAAUUCUGGCACAAGGACGUCUUUGUCUGCGGAUGGGAUGGCCGACCACCGUUCUGUUCGACUUGUUAUAACUAUAAACCCGACCGUGCACACCACUGCCGGGAACUGGGCCGCUGCGUGUUGAAGAUGGACCACUUUUGUCCCUGGGUUGGCGGCAUAGUCUCCGAGACUUCGUUCAAGUUCUUCAUUCAAUUCACGUUCUGGGCCGCUCUGUUUUGUUUGGACACGUUGGUGGUCGUGGCGUACUAUUUUGCCCAGCGCAGGCGCGAUGAAAACUUCAUCAAUGUCCAUUGGAUCCUGGUGCUGGCGUUUGCUGCUUUGUUUUUCGUCUUCAGUGCAGGCAUGUGCGGAUCUAGUCUGCAGUUUGCAUUUGUGAAUUCUUCGACUAUUGAGAAUCUCAGUCGCAGAACUAAAGUUUGGUAUUUGGCAGUGUACAUACCCGAAAGGGUGCUUGACAGGUAUUAUUCUUCGGGGAGGACCGAUCUGAGAUUGAUCUCGUACCCUCGGCCGCCGUCGGAACAGUUUCAGAUCCUGCAACAACAUGGAGCAAAGGUUGAUGGGGAUGAUCAUAGUCAGCAGGAUGUCGUGCCGGAGGUCGGCGGCUUGCCCACGAGCAAUAACUCUGACGAGGGUCGACAGCAGUCAUCUGAUCCUCACCAGGCGUCGGUUGAAAACACAGCUCCUUCUGCGGUUGCUGCUACUCGCCAUCAGUACCACGCUAGAGACAGAUAUUCGCCUUCUUCUCCUCAGUCUCCCACCGGGAAUACCUCAGCGGACCCGAGAGGAGUAAAAGGACGCACUUUCGCCAUUCUCGAAACCAAACCCGGUGAAAACCCCUGGGAUAUCGGUCCAUUCAACAACUUCAGAGAAGUAAUGGGGUAUUUCUGGCUGGAUUGGUUCUUUCCACUCCAUCGGUCUCCGCUGGUCGACCAUGGCGAUCCAACCAGUAUGUAUAAGCUAGGUCCUCUGGUGGAGAAAAUGAAGAGAGAGGCAGGUAUAGAUGAUGAUGACGAUGGAGAAGACAAUGGUCGCCCCCAUGGGCAGCAUGACCCUACUAGUGGACAAGCUCAGGUCAACACAACCAACAAUAAAGUGGAAGAAAGGGGGAGUGGACGAAAACGACAGCAAAGGCGCCAUCACCGGCGCCGAAGGCGAAGGAGGUCAGAAACGGAGCCCGAAACAUCAAAGAUCCCAUGA